AGUGAAGACGUAUGGCCCCGCCCUCGGGGGAAAUACAGUGUUUUUACGAAGAUACUUGUGUUCAUUGCUUGUAUCAGUCAGGUGAUUUUUAUAGCUCAAUGGCAGUGGUUGGGGCAUCACAAAAGUAGAUAAAAUACUAAAUAAUUAAAGGAAUAUACAGUAACAGUUGGCAACGUAAGAUACAACAUUUGAAGAUGGUCUGUGGGGGUUUUACGUGUUAUAAGAAUGCUCUUUGCUCGCUCAACGUGGUGUACAUGUUGGUCGGUCUGCUGCUGAUUGUUGUGGCAGCUUCGGGGAAAGGCUUCGGCAUUGUGUCCAGCAUUCGCAUCAUUGGUGGGGUCGUUGCCGUGGGUGUCUUCCUGCUGCUCAUCUCCAUUGUGGGCCUCAUCAGCGCCCUCAACCACCACCAAGUCAUGCUUUUCUUCUACAUGGUCAUUCUGUUCCUGGUGUUCCUCUUCCAGUUUGGCGUGUCCUGCGCCUGCUUGGCUAUAACCCAAGGACAGCAGGUUAAGCUUUUAAGUGCUACUUGGGGCUUAAUGAGCAACGAGACACGGGUGGGCGUGGAGAUGAGUUUGGAUUGCUGUGGCCUGGUGAACACCACCCAGAGCUCGGAGCAGUUUAAACAGGAUAUAGAUCUCUGCCCAGCACCCUGUAAGAAGACCAGCACAUGUUUCACCUGUGGGGACAAGAUGCUGCACCGUGCUGCGUGGUCCCUGAGAAUCCUGGGUGGAGUCGGACUCUUCUUCAGCUUCACAGAGAUCCUGGGUGUGUGGCUGGCUGCACAUUAUAGGAACCAGAAGGAUCCAAAGGCCAACCCUAGUACGCUCCUUUAGCGGCAGAGGACGGACAACGCCAGCGUACUGUAACCACAUACACAAAU
This is a messenger RNA of Esox lucius (northern pike), 880 nucleotides long. RefSeq names its product tetraspanin-31. The transcript is spliced from 6 exons. Gene Ontology annotation, cellular component: membrane. The coding region runs from base 195 to 833 and encodes 212 amino acids. Lineage: Eukaryota; Metazoa; Chordata; Actinopteri; Esociformes; Esocidae. The record is from RefSeq and is a predicted model, not a curated record.